CCCCUCCCCCGCGCUCCGGCUCCCGCAUCUCUCCAUCCAAGUCUGUGCCGCAGCCGCAUCGCCACCGCAGCCCCGGCAGAGCCGAGCCCGGCCCAGGCCCCUGCCCCUGUCCUGCCCUCGGCCCGUCGCUCCCGUUCCGUCUCCGCCCGCGGGCCCCUACCCCUGGUUCCGGCCCCUCCUCCGAAGCCCCCAGACCCCGGCCUCCAGCGCCAAAGCAGAAGGCGGGGAGCAACAGCAGAGGCAGGAGGACGAGGAGGAGGAGGAGGAGGAGCCGUCGCAGGAUGAAGGAUCGGACUCAGGAGCUGCGGAGUGCAAAAGACAGUGAUGAUGAGGAAGAGGUGGUUCAUGUGGAUCGGGACCACUUUAUGGAUGAGUUCUUUGAACAGGUGGAAGAGAUCCGGGGCUGCAUCGAGAAGCUGUCAGAGGAUGUAGAGCAAGUGAAAAAACAGCAUAGUGCCAUCCUGGCCGCCCCCAACCCAGAUGAGAAGACCAAACAGGAGCUGGAGGACCUCACUGCAGACAUCAAGAAGACGGCCAACAAGGUUCGGUCCAAAUUGAAAGCCAUUGAGCAAAGCAUUGAACAGGAGGAGGGGCUGAACCGUUCCUCUGCAGACCUACGCAUCCGCAAGACCCAGCACUCCACCCUCUCCCGGAAAUUUGUGGAAGUAAUGACCGAAUAUAACGCGACUCAGUCCAAGUACCGAGACCGCUGCAAGGACCGGAUCCAGCGGCAGCUGGAGAUCACUGGAAGGACCACGACCAAUGAAGAACUAGAAGACAUGCUGGAGAGUGGGAAGUUGGCUAUCUUCACUGAUGAUAUCAAAAUGGACUCACAGAUGACGAAGCAGGCACUGAAUGAAAUUGAGACGAGGCACAACGAGAUUAUCAAACUGGAAACCAGCAUCCGAGAGUUGCAUGACAUGUUUGUGGACAUGGCCAUGCUCGUGGAAAGCCAGGGUGAGAUGAUUGACCGCAUUGAGUACAACGUGGAACAUUCUGUGGACUAUGUGGAGCGAGCUGUGUCCGACACCAAGAAAGCUGUGAAAUACCAGAGCAAGGCCCGGAGGAAGAAAAUCAUGAUCAUCAUUUGCUGUGUGGUGCUGGGGGUGGUCUUGGCGUCAUCCAUUGGGGGGACACUGGGCUUGUAGGCCCCCCCACCCCUAUCUUUCCCAGACCCUUUCCCCACCACAUUGGGAGCAAUACCCCCAUCACCCCUUCCACUCCAUCCCCUGCUCCAGGCUCAGCCUCAAGACAGAUCCAGGCAGCCCCCUUUUAGCCCCCUCAUCAGACCCUGGAGUCCCUGGAUCUCGCUGUGCCAUGGACCACCCCCCUGCACGUAGAUAGCAGCAGGCGUGAUUACACAUGCACACCAACAUGCAUGCCACCGGCACGUGCCCGAGACGUAUGGACACCCCAGCAUGUAUGCGUGUACAUGUGUAGAUGUGUGUAAAAGCACCGAGUCACCCUUCUUGCCUUCCACCUCAAGUCUGUUUGUGGUCUGAGCUUCUCUCCUUCACAUGGGUUGUUGUGUAGCCCACCCAGCCCCACUCUGUCCUCUGUGAAUAGGUGUGCGUAUGUGUAUGUGGCCACAGAUAUGAAGACACACGAUUUGUGUACAUGGAAUUUUGUGUUUGUUCAAAUCCCAUUCAACAGCAUUUCUUCCACUAGCACCCUCUCACCACUGUCACUGCAGAUGGGGUGGGUUGUGUGUGAACAGAUGCCUACACUCACAUUCCCAGAGGAUCCAGGUAGGCCCAAAUACACAUAGGCGGUGGCAGACAUUCAGGCACAAUGUAGAGCAAACUCUACUAGGUUAAAUUACCCCAGGGGCUAGCAAGUGUCCCUGGAAGUGUGUGUGUGUGUGUGCACACUCAAGUGUGCUGAGCCUGUGCAGUUCAGCCAAGGCGAAUGAAAACAUUCAUGUGUAAAUAACCUAG
Manis pentadactyla (Chinese pangolin) is the source of this 1937-nucleotide messenger RNA. RefSeq names its product syntaxin 1B (gene STX1B). Bases 282 to 1148 code for a protein of 288 amino acids. The transcript is spliced from 10 exons. Gene Ontology annotation, biological process: intracellular protein transport; exocytic insertion of neurotransmitter receptor to postsynaptic membrane; vesicle fusion. The record is from RefSeq and is a predicted model, not a curated record. Gene Ontology annotation, molecular function: SNARE binding; SNAP receptor activity. NCBI's taxonomy places the organism in Eukaryota, Metazoa, Chordata, Mammalia, Pholidota, Manidae. Gene Ontology annotation, cellular component: plasma membrane; SNARE complex; endomembrane system.